AAAAAAGCUCGUAAAGCUAUUGAUAGCAUAGGCCUUUGACUUGCAUAGUGAGCUAGGGGAGAGAAUGCCGGUUCAGAAGCACAUCAGGGAGCUGUUUGUGGUCCUCCAGGACAUCUUCCUUCACACCCCGCCACAGAGUCCUGAUCACGCUACUCUGAAGCAGGUGAUUCAAGUUAUGAACAACUGUCACCAACAUCACCAGCAUGAGCAAUGCUAGGGUCCAGAGCCUGACAUCACUGUCCUCCCACACCAAGAGUUCCAGCAGCAGUGGAUGUUCUGGAAGAGGCGGCUUGGCAUCAUCUUCUGACGGCUCAUCUAAAGGCAGCAUUAAUUGUGGCAGCAGACACAGUCAAGAAAAUCUGCCAUUGGUGCCAUCAUCAUCACUGCAGACAUUACGAUCCUUUGAUCGUGAAGUGAAAGAACUUGAAGAUAGACUUGUAUUUCCUCAAAAGUGUCUAGUGUUUCAGCUAAGCCAAGAAGAUCGACACAUCAUCUUCCAGGGAGAUGUUUUUCACUGGAGCAGUGGCCAGUGGGCUAAGGUGAUAAUGGUGCUGUUUUCAGACAUUCUUAUGUUGCUGAAGCCAGACAAGGGCGGACAGCUGCAUGUUGUAUCUGAACCCAUUCUGCUGCGAAACAUAUGUAGCAUAGAAACAAGCAGAAAACAUUCUACAGAGAUUCUGUUGCAACAUUACACAAGUCCAAGCAACACCAUUCCAGCUUCACAGAAAAUAAUCUUUCGAGCUCCAACACUAGAAGAUAAGGCAGCAUGGAAAAGUCUUCUGGAACAGAAAGUAUUGAGAGCAAGAGGGGGUCACAUCGAGAACGUGGGAACCAGCGAGACAUUCAGAUCUGGCAUUAUCUGACCAUCAUCCUCUUGACCUCAUGGUGUAUUUUAUUCUCCCAAGCUGCCAAAAUGGUUUGUGCAUGUGGAUUCUGCGAUGUGUGCCAGAGGUGACAGGAAGUGAAAUGUAUUUGAACAUGACUGGUGAAGUCACUACUGAAUUGCUUUCAAGGAUACGUCCUGGGUGCACAUCCUGACACGACAACAAUGUUCAUUUUGGAUUCUCUGCCUGUGACAGAAUUCACCUGCUGUGAAUCAUAUUGGAAGAAUUAGCACUGAGGCUACUUCAUUUCAAGAGCUUCUUGGCAAAAACUUCUGAGGGCUGUGUGUAAUUUAUUUCAUGUUAAUUUCGACAUUAUUUAUGAGGCAUGGAUGUUGAGAUGGACAACUAGCAUGACUAGUCAAAGACCUCGUAAGACUUUUAAUGUCUAUUCCAGCUUCUGCAAAUGCUUAAGAACCUUCUGAUUGGAAAGGAAAAGAGAAGUGUUACAGAACUGCAUCGUGGCUGCUGUUAAGAAUUGACAUCUGCAAAGAAAAGUUUACUGCAACGAGUUAAAACUCUCAUUUAAAAAUUUCAAACUUCCUUAACAGCAGAACACGACAAAGACCACUUCCACUGUGAUUGACAGACUGACUUUAAUUCCACAGCUGUGGUGCAUGGAAUGCAACAUAGCAUCUUGUGUACAUCCACUGUGCAAGCUUCUGGAUACCACUAGGUGGUUUGACACCACUUCAGGAAUCUUAGAGGUGCUAGAAAAGUGAGAUCUAGCACGUGUUGCAACAUAAAGAUAGUGUACUUCUGAUAUAAGGUGCAAAUUAUCACAAAGUAUCUUUCUGCAGAUUGUGGAUCACCUGCUAGGUGAUUAGGCGACUAAAAAGUGCCAAGUCACAAAGAAUGAUAUGUUUUAAUGAAAUUUCAUUUUUCCUGGUACCUUGGAAAAAAUCCCGUGCUUAUAAUCUUUACAUGCACCUGUGUGAUCUGCAGUGAGGCAACACACAGUUGGAUGCUGCUGUAGCAUAUGUUCAGUCAUGUGCUUCAUUCAAAAAGAGCAGUUCCAGUAGAACGUUUCACUACCUGGACAUGCUUUUGGAUAUUCAUCCACCUCAGACGAUGUUACAUGAAGUUCUUUGUAUUUUCCAGAUCAUUACAAUUUGAGAUAAACUGUUUCAAAAGGAAAAGUUUUGAUUUAGGAGCAGUGUUUAUGAUAAUUUUUAUGCUUAACAAAAU
Pomacea canaliculata is the source of this 2069-nucleotide messenger RNA. RefSeq lists its product as uncharacterized. The record is from RefSeq and is a predicted model, not a curated record. NCBI's taxonomy places the organism in Eukaryota, Metazoa, Mollusca, Gastropoda, Architaenioglossa, Ampullariidae. Gene Ontology annotation, biological process: signal transduction. Bases 204 to 863 code for a protein of 219 amino acids. Gene Ontology annotation, cellular component: plasma membrane; nucleus. The transcript has 7 exons.